AUGGACAGUCCCGGAUGUUUCAACGAUUACGUGGAGAUAAUUGAUGGAGAUCUAAGUCUUGGUCGCUUCUGUGGAGAAAAUCCGGCUCUAGUGCCAAUUCUAAGCAGCUCAAACAGACUUGUUUUUAAAUUUGUAUCAGAUGAAAAAAAUGAAGCCAGGGGAUUUGCUCUCACGUACAAGUUUCUGUGGGGAGUACCAAAUGUGAUCAAAUGCGACUUCGAGGGACAGGAUCUCUGCCGUGGCUGGAUACAAGACCAUUUUGACGAACUCGACUGGAAGAUGCGAUCAGGGCCGACGUCAUCGCCGAAUACGGGACCUCAAGAAGGCGUCGAUAAUUCUAGUUAUGCUUAUAUGGAAGCUUCAGCUCCGGCGACAUAUGGCGACUCAGCGCAACUGAUAAGCGCGUUCAUGUUCAUGGUUCCUGGAGAGCUCUACUGCCUUCGUUUCCAUUAUCACAUGUUUGGAAGAGAAAUCGGAACAUUACAAGUCUACGCGACAGAAAGAGGCUUCAACGUCGGGAAAAGACUGAUUUGGAGUCGAACUGGGAAUCAGGGCGAUCAGUGGAAAAUCGCAACAGUACCAAUAACAGUUGUCAUGCCCAAUUACAACCAGGUUCUUUUCAAAGCGAUCCGAGGAGGGAGUUACGAGGGCGAUAUCGGCUUAGAUAAUGUUCAUGUUCGGAAGGGAAGAUGCGAAAUUGGCGAAAAUGUUUCUUUUUGGGAAGAAGAAGAGGAAAUUUCAGCAGAUGCUUUAUCAGAAUCAAUCCAAACCGAGUCUGAAGACGACAAAGAUCAGAAUUCAGAACAAGAGGCAGAUGAUAAUAAGUAG
This is a messenger RNA of Oikopleura dioica, 828 nucleotides long. Lineage: Eukaryota; Metazoa; Chordata; Appendicularia; Copelata; Oikopleuridae. The record is from the annotation of a GenBank genome assembly.